AUGCGGCACUUUCUUUCCUUCACUCUCAUCCUUUCUCUGAUACCGUUCUCCUUCUCGGCCUCAGCAGAUUUACCACAGACUCCUCUCAACUCACCAGAAUUUGAAAUCGGAGACACAUCGUCGUAUCUUCAGGUCAACAAUAUGCCUUCACUAGCGGAUUUACUCACUAUUGAAUCCUCGGCUUCGAUAUUCUACUCUUAUGCUCGUGAGCUUGCUUUGAGUCAGCUCUUUGCUGAUUCGAAAAGCUCUGUGUGGGACGGAGAUCAGAAAUUGACUCUUGCAAACGGUGGAUUAACGCUGCUUGUACCUACAAAUAAGGCGGUUAUGGCGCUUGCGAGGAAGCCACAUCAAGGACCUCCACCAAAGAAUGAAAACGAAGGCAUUACGAUAUCGGAUGAGGAAUUCCAUAAGCUGUCGAAGGAGAAUGUGCAGAGAUGGGUCGAGGCUCAUAUCAUUGCCUCCUCUCCUUUGACCUUCCCUGCCCCUACAGUGACGUACGAAACUGUCCUUCAAGGUAAAUUCGUGUCAUUCACAUCAACACAAAGCAAUGGCGACGACGAGGAUUGGAAGACGGUUACAAUUGAAGAUGGUAUCAAGAUUCUGAGUAUGAAGCAAGCAUCGAACGGUGUACUGUAUAUCAUUGAUGGAACGAUCGAUGUCGAAUAA
Lentinula edodes (shiitake mushroom) is the source of this 666-nucleotide messenger RNA. RefSeq lists its product as uncharacterized. Bases 1 to 666 code for a protein of 221 amino acids. Lineage: Eukaryota; Fungi; Basidiomycota; Agaricomycetes; Agaricales; Omphalotaceae. The transcript has 4 exons. The record is from RefSeq and is a predicted model, not a curated record.